Formica exsecta is the source of this 2753-nucleotide messenger RNA. RefSeq names its product calcitonin receptor-like (gene Dh31-R). The record is from RefSeq and is a predicted model, not a curated record. NCBI's taxonomy places the organism in Eukaryota, Metazoa, Arthropoda, Insecta, Hymenoptera, Formicidae. The transcript has 10 exons. Gene Ontology annotation, cellular component: plasma membrane. Gene Ontology annotation, molecular function: G protein-coupled peptide receptor activity. Gene Ontology annotation, biological process: adenylate cyclase-modulating G protein-coupled receptor signaling pathway; cell surface receptor signaling pathway. Bases 179 to 1366 code for a protein of 395 amino acids.
CCCUUUUAUCAAUAAAAAAUAUAUUUUCUUUACGUAUUUCUUUUUCUUUAUUUUACAAAUGUUCUCAUAAAUUUCGGCCUUAUGAACAAUAUCUCUGACGCAUAUAAAGAAUUUUUCUUAAACGUGAAAUUAUUUUAAAAAUAUAAUAAUUAUAACGCUUUCUUCGUAUCAUCUUUGAAUGUAUUCGUUUUUGUUGUUCCAGGUCUGGUGUGAUUCAAAGGUUUCUAACGUAUUUCAUUUUUGCAACCUGCCAAUAACGCCAAUCAUGGAGAUACAAACUGAGAUGGCAGGAAACACGACGGUGGGUAGCACACUACUCGAUGAGGAAUUUCGUCGAAUUCUACUGGAACGCGAGCAAGAAUGCAUGAAGCUGAAAGACGCAAAUACGACGCUGCCACCGGAACCGUAUUGUCGACUCACAUUCGAUGGAUGGUCCUGUUGGCCCAACACUCGAGCGGGAUCGACCGUGUAUGCGCCCUGCCCGAAUUUCAUCACCGGUUUCGACACAUCGUUCAUGGCACACAAGUAUUGCGAACUGAACGGUACGUGGUUUCGGCAUCCCCAGUCCAAUCAAAUAUGGAGCAAUUACACGACUUGCGUGAAUCUACAGGAUCUGAGUUGGCAGCAGAGUAUAAAUGGGAUUUACGAGGUGGGAUACGCAAUAUCUUUGGUAGCGCUAUUGCUUUCCCUAGGAAUUCUCACGUACUUCCGAUCUCUCAGAUGCGCGCGGAUUACGCUACAUAUGAACCUAUUCACCUCGUUCGCGAUCAACAAUGCUUUGUGGUUGAUUUGGUACAGGUUUAUAGUAGCAAACACGGAUGUGUUACUUAAUAAUGACAUACCGUGUCGUGUCCUGCACACGUUCCUUCAUUACUUUCUAUUAACAAACUACGCCUGGAUGCUCUGCGAAGGCUUCUACCUGCACACGCUGCUAGUGAGCGCAUUCACCAGCGAGCACAAAUUAGUCAAUUGGCUGAUGGGACUCGGUUGGCCAGUGCCAGCUGUAAUCGUCACCCUGUACACGGCAUUACGCGCAUCCAGCGACGAUCCCGCGGACACCGAGCAAUGCUGGAUCAGCGAGGGCAAUUAUAUGAACGUGCUGGUUUAUCCCGUAUGCGUUUCCACUAUGUUGAAUCUGCUCUUCUUAUUCAACAUUGUGCGAGUUCUUCUCAUGAAACUACGCGCCGGUCCUGCCAUCGGAACACGCCCUUCAAGAUCCAUGCUGCAAGCUUUCAGGGCGACAUUACUUUUGGUGCCUCUCUUGGGUCUUCACUAUUUAGUGAUUCCAUUUCGACCACCCAAGAAGCACCCUUGGGAGCAUUUUUACGAGGUUCUUUCCGCAAUUACAGCUUCUUUCCAGAUAUGAACGAAAACGAUAACAAGGAAGAAACGAUAGUUCGUCGAUGUAUUUUAUGAUAUAUAAUGAAUUUCGUAGACGACUACAUAUAUAUGAUAAUGUCAUGAAAUAUGAUUAUUUCUCAGUUUAUUGUUCUUAUACUCGUGACAUGAUGAAUAAUAUGUAUAUAGUGGCCUCAGAACGAAGAGACAGCAUUCGAAAUUUUUAUUCGAAGCAAUACGAGUAUUGAGCGAAUAUCAAAUUUUAUACCAGAGAAUUGCGCUUUUAUUUAUGCACUACAUUGCCAACGUGACUGCAUCGUUGUAUAAUUACUUUAUGUCGUAUCGAGUCGCAAUUUAAUUGAGCGAUUCUAUCGAAUGAACCAGUUAUCUUGGGAUUUGAAAACUCUCGGCAUAACCGUUUAUAUCUGAAAAAUACGAUUGUUAAAACGCUUAUAUAUUCGCGCGUCUUAACAAUAUCGCAUACAGCGAGAAACGUUGCAACGAGCGAUUUAUCGAUUAUCCUCGCGGUCUCUUGUUGCAUUCGAAUAUAUUCGCUAUUAACACGGAAACGAUUUAAGCUAAAAUAAAGAUACGUAAACAAGCAUGGAGAUAUCUAUAAAACAUAGAUGUGAAUAAUUUAUUUUUAAAAUAUUUGCUCGUCUUUCCAUAAAUCUUAAUUUAUAACACUUCAACUUGCGUUUAUGAUUUCAUGACUGUUAAAAAUAUUCUCGUUCUUCUCAAGGGAAAUAAGGAGGAUAUGUGGAAGAAAAAGGAAUUGUGCGAUGUCGAUUAAUAUAAAUUUCUCAACAUUUCGCAUAUAAUACCGUGUAAUGUAUAGCGAAAUGAAAAAAAUAUGCUAUAAUUUCAUAGUUCAUUGGCGGUAAAUAUUUGAAAGUUAACCGAGGAGAAGAAACUUCCGUAUCUCUCAUGCGCAAGGAAUUGUAAUAAAUUCCCGAGUUGGGAAUUCUCUUCGGAAACGUUUCUCUUCGAGCUCGAUAUAUACAACGAGGUAAAAUGUAAUUUCUCUUUCCCAGGGUCUCUGUGUGGCUGUGCUUUUCUGUUUUUGCAACGGCGAGGUAAGUUCCUACGACUAUGGAAAACGGCCCGUUUUCUACCUUCGGUGUAAUGAUAUUUUCCCUUGUGGUGCUGCCAGGUAAUAGCACAAUUCAAGAGGAAGUGGGAUGGCAACACCCUUUUACGAAAACGAGCCAACUCCUGCACGGCCACAACCGUCUCGGUAUGCAAUAUUGACGAAGCCUAUAAACAGAGCGCCCGUUUUUGCGGUCAAAUCGAUUUUAAAUCGCCUUCUAAGCUUUUCACUUAACUUUCCACGAGAAAUAAUACCCCGAGCGCGAAGAAACAAGUGGAUUAGAAGAAAGUACGUAGUUCCGUGAAAUUGAAUUCUUUAUCUCCGA